Messenger RNA from Penaeus indicus, 3561 nucleotides. Its product is annotated as protein smoothened-like. Gene Ontology annotation, molecular function: transmembrane signaling receptor activity; patched binding. Gene Ontology annotation, cellular component: cilium; dendrite; plasma membrane. The coding region runs from base 67 to 3450 and encodes 1127 amino acids. The record is from RefSeq and is a predicted model, not a curated record. The transcript has 17 exons. NCBI's taxonomy places the organism in Eukaryota, Metazoa, Arthropoda, Malacostraca, Decapoda, Penaeidae. Gene Ontology annotation, biological process: smoothened signaling pathway; commissural neuron axon guidance; pattern specification process.
GGCGAUGUGGGUGGUCGCUUUUCAGUCAAACAGUAAUGUGUUCAGGAAAUAACCAUGUGAAGUGUAAUGCUCCCAAGGAACGCGGCUAUGGGGAAUGCUCCACCACAUGUGUUAGUAGGAGUAUUGGUGCUUAUUACAGCUGUCAUUUUUCAAACGGCUGCCUCUGCCAUUACUCCUAACAAUAACACACUCGCUAAAGUAUCAGAGACUGAAAUCACUACUGAGAGUCUAGGAAAAGGAAAUUCUAAAGAUAGAGUUUCAGAAACAGAUCCUUUGAUACGAAGUAGUGAAUCCAAGGUAAAUUUGCAGCCAACGGAUACCCCGGAUGAUACAUUUGUUGUGAAUGAGUGGGCUUCCGUUGACCCUUUUUCAUUCUCACCUGAGGGAGCCUUUCCGGCAAGCUUUAAUGACAGUCAGAAUGUUGAUCCUUGUAGACAAACUGCUCGUUGUGAACCACUGGAAGAAACAACCUGUCUUGGAGUGCGUCUACCCUAUAGACACACCUCCUUAGAUCUGACGGGGCUCCCAAGCCAACAGGUUGCUAGGGAACACUUGGAGUUUUGGUCUCGCCUGCGCAAUAUCCCAAGAUGUUGGGCUGUGGUGCAACCUCUCCUUUGUGCUGUAUUUUUCCCACGGUGCGACAGAUCAUCAGUGCAAUUGCCUUCUCAGGAGAUGUGCGUAAUCACAAGAGGUCCUUGCCGUCUUGUGGAAGAAGAUUGGCCCCCUUAUUUAAGGUGCAAGGAAGAUUUUCCACAUAAGUGUAAGGAACAUUUGGAGUUUUGGUCUCGCCUGCGCAAUAUCCCAAGAUGUUGGGCUGUGGUGCAACCUCUCCUUUGUGCUGUAUUUUUCCCACGGUGCGACAGAUCAUCAGUGCAAUUGCCUUCUCAGGAGAUGUGCGUAAUCACAAGAGGUCCUUGCCGUCUUGUGGAAGAAGAUUGGCCCCCUUAUUUAAGGUGCAAGGAAGAUUUUCCACAUAAGUGUAAGAACAGCGCAAGGGAACUCCAAUUCAACACGACUGGCCAGUGUGUUCCACCACUCGUUGCUACAGAAGAGGAAUCUUCUUGGUAUGAGGGCGUUAAAGGAUGCGGCAUACAGUGUGCAAAUCCAAUCUUCACUCCACAGGAGCAUGAGGAUCUGCACCAGUUUGUUGCCACAAUUGGCGGGAUAUGUCUUGCUUGUGCUGCUCUGACAGUGCUAACGUAUUUGAUAGACUGGCGCGCAGCAAACAAAUAUCCCGUGCUAAUCAUCUUCUACAUCAACGGGUGUUUCUUGAUAGCCAGCAUAGGCUUUAUGGUCCAAUUCCACCCCGGGGUACGUCAGGACCUGACUUGCCGUUCAGAUGGCACUCUUCGACAAGCUGAGCCCAGUUCGGGUGGAAACCUGUCAUGUGUGGUUGUGUUUGUCUGCAUUUAUUACUUCAUGGUGGCAGGGGGAAUGUGGCUGAUUAUCUUGGCAUAUUCCUUGCACACUAGCUUCAAGUCUUAUGCAGCUGGUCUCUGUGGUGAAGAACUGGAGCGUCGUGCAGCAUACUUCCACCUCAUAGCCUGGUCUCUGCCUCUAGUCUUGACCAUCACCAUCAUGGCCCUGGCAGAGGUUGAGGCAGACUCCCUCGCAGGCAUCUGUUUCCUCUCCUCAGCAAUUCACAUUCGAAUAGGGUUCCUUCUGCUGCCUGUCAUUCUCAUUGUGAUCAUUGGAGGAUUCUUCUUGGGGAGAGGAAUGAUGAAGCUUAUAUAUCUGAAAAUGGAGUGCUGUACCAUUAUUAGUGACAAUGCCAACAGCAAGAUUGUGGAAACCAUCAUUAGACUAGCUAUUAUCACCAUUACACUUGUCACCUUCACUGCCAUCACUGUAUACUGCCACAUCUAUCAGUACAAGAAUCAGCACCUAUGGGAUGAUGCACUAAGAGAUUACAUCAUGUGUGUCUCCAACAUCACAGCAGAUGUUCAGGACAGCAGUAGAACCCCUUGUAAAAUAGCUGAACGUCCUAGCAUCAAUCUGUACAAGCUCCACUUAUUAGCUCUCUUCGGGGCAGGGAUUAUCAUGUCUUCAUGGUGCUGGACGCCCAACACCAUACAGGCAUGGAAACGUUUUUUCAGAAGAGUGGCAGGAGUACCAAGUGAAGAGCCUCUGCGCUUAGCAAAGCACAAGGUUAUAGCUCAAGCCUUUGCCAAACGCCAUGACUUAAAUAACAUGGGAAGGCUGUCCAUCAGUCUACACUCCAUGCAUGAUGAUCCUAUAGGAUUGAACUUUGAAAUGAACAGCAUGACCUCAGGUGACCUCUCCUCUGCUUGGGCUCAUGCCAUUCCUCACCUCAUGACCCGCCGAGGUGCACUGGUUGGCUCAACGGCUCUUGGUCUUCGCAGGAAUUCUGUUGAUUCAGAAUAUAGUGUCAGUCGAAGGUUCUCUCUUGAGUCAGGCUGCAAUAAUCGUAGUUCUCGUCGACACUCACUAGACUCGCAGAUGUCAUUCCACGUAUCUGAUGCCGAAAGGCUGGCAGCACUCCAUACUGCUGCCCGCUUUGGCCGUCGGAAGAGGCGGGACUGGUUCAGCCUGAAAAGGGGUCGCCGGAUGAAUGCGUGGGACAGGAGGGGAUCCAACACUUCAGAUGAUAGCAACCUUGGUUCUAUGAUUUUGCCAGCUGUCACCAUGAACCAGGACACCCUGUUCACCAACAUGAUGAAGCGUCUGAAUCUGAGCUCAGAUGACCCAACUCGUUCUGAGAGAAUAGUACCCUCAGCUCCUCCAGCCAAGUCUGUCAACUUGAAUGUGGUCCCUCUGCCAGGGCAGGCUCCUCUUGAGUCUGAGGAUGAUGUGGGGGCAGAGAACCAUGCCUAUGCUGACAAUGACUCUAUUACACACACUGUUCUCAACAAUGUCCUCAAGAGUGUUGAGCUGAAGAGGCAGGAGGAAAACUAUACAAGAGCAGCCACAGCACUUGAGGAGGGGCUGCUGAGCUCAGCCCAGGGGAGGGUCUGCAGCAGGAGGGGAUUCACGACUGAAAGCAGGGAGGCAAGAGGGGUCAGUAUUGGAGUCCAGGCAUCACUCAUUGGUAGUCCAGCUGUUACAAUGGUAGACAAGGGAGUCCAAGUCUCUUCUCCCCUCCUUAGCCGGGGGAGUCAGGCAUCACAGACUCAUGACUGGGAACUAAGCCCAACCCAUGCCUUCAAGCUACAGGACUCUGGUAAGAAGACCAUGGGCGAAACAAGCUUCAUGAUCCAGAGGAAACUACAAAACAAUGAGCGACCAGGAACUCCUGUCACCAAGCUGCCCAAGAAGCUGAAUGUCAGUAACGAUAAAUCUGCAGCAAAUAAGAAUAUAAAUAGCAGUCAUGGAUCUCACAAACGCAGUGCAAGUGCCAGGUCAGGGAACAUAAGUGCCAAGAGCAGAAGAAGUAGAGGUGAGAGUGCUGAUGUCAUGACCGUUUUAGAUAUGGAUGAGGAUAGUGAUUAAAAAGUAAACCUAUUUAUAUUCUUUGAUAUUUCACAAUAUUUAUUACUCAUAGCAAUAUGGUAUAAUAUUGUGCAGACAAUAUGAAAAACAUUUUGACUCUUCAAGGAACUU